Messenger RNA from Tinamus guttatus (white-throated tinamou), 1321 nucleotides. It is a transcript of the gene PLA2G15, whose product is annotated as phospholipase A2 group XV. The record is from RefSeq and is a predicted model, not a curated record. Gene Ontology annotation, biological process: lipid metabolic process. Lineage: Eukaryota; Metazoa; Chordata; Aves; Tinamiformes; Tinamidae.
UGCCUGCCCCGCCGCCGGCCCGCGGCGCCGCCCGUCGUGCUGGUUCCAGGGGACUUGGGCAAUCAGUUAGAAGCCAAACUAGAUAAGCCAUCAGUAGUGCACUAUCUGUGCUCGAAGAAGACAGACAGUUAUUUUACGCUGUGGCUGAAUUUAGAAUUGCUUCUGCCUGUCAUCAUUGACUGCUGGAUUGAUAAUAUCAGGCUCGUGUAUAAUCGAACAAGCAAGAUUACAGAGCCACCAGAUGGAGUGGAUAUCAGAGUUCCAGGCUUUGGACAGACAUUUUCCUUGGAAUUCCUUGACCCAAGCAAAAGGAGUGUUGGCAGUUACUUCUACAUGCUGGUGCAGAGUUUAGUAGACUGGGGCUACAAGCGGGAUGAAGAUGUAAGAGGAGCUCCUUAUGACUGGCGAAAAGCACCAAAUGAGAAUGGACACUAUUUUGUGGCCCUUCGCAAGAUGAUAGAAUCAAUGUAUGAACAGUAUGGAAGUCCUGUUGUCUUAAUUGCCCACAGCAUGGGGAAUAUGUACACCCUCUACUUCCUCAACCAUCAAUCGCAGGAGUGGAAAGACAAGUACAUCAAGGACUACGUGUCAUUGGGUGCUCCCUGGGGAGGAGUUGCUAAAACCCUCCGUGUCCUGGCUUCAGGUGACAACAACAGAAUCCCUGUCAUCAGCUCGCUCAAGAUUCGAGAUCAGCAGAGAUCAGCGGUUUCCACAAACUGGUUGCUCCCCUACAACUACACGUGGCCUCCAGAUAAGGUCUUUGUAAGCACGCCUACAGCCAACUACACCCUCCGGGAUUAUCAGAAAUUCUACAGGGACAUCAGCUUUGAGGAUGGCUGGCUCAUGAGACAGGACACGGAGCCCCUGGUCUACCAGAUGACACCUCCUGGCGUGCGCCUUCACUGCCUUUAUGGUACUGGUGUAGAAACACCCGAUUCCUUCCAUUACGAGAGCUUUCCUGAUAAAGAGCCCAAGAUCCUGUACAGUGAUGGGGAUGGUACAGUCAACUUACAGAGUGCCUUGCAAUGUCAAAAAUGGGUGGACAUGCAGAAGCAGGAGGUGGUGGUAUUUGAGCUCUCAGGAAAUGAGCAUAUUCAAAUGCUUUCCAAUGAUACUACUAUCACCUAUGUGAAAAAGCUGCUUUUUAAUUUGUGACACCCUGUGUUGACAGUCAUUUUCGUUCACCUUUGAUGCCUUUCCUUAAAUUAGGGAAAAUGCCUUUUGAUCCCUUGAUAUUUAGGUAGCUGAAUUAUUUAUUUGGUCUUUUUUUUUUUUUUUUUUCCUCUUCUGUGUUCAAGAAGUGUUGUUUGGUGACCUAAGU